CGGAAGGGAAAUUGUUUGUAAUGGGAGUGCCUUGGAAAAUGUUUUCAAGAACUGAAUGUCCGCUUGAGGUCUCACUUUUGAGAGAGAGAUAUAGAGAACACUGAUGUGUAGAGAGCAGGAACUGGGAGUAAGAGUAGGGUAGAAUUCACACGGAAUAUUCAGCUGUACAUUUCGUUGGAUAUAUGUUUUCAUAAUAAUUAUUGCGACGUGGACAAUAUUUCCCAUGUUUCAGAUGUGAUCGUGUUUUCAUCACAUCACUGCCCCCGGUGUCCAGUGAGUGACAACUACAGUGGAUUUUAUUUAACAACGCUCGAACAGCCUUCAGCCUUCACUUUCGAGGUUUUGGAGUCGAUCAAUUAAUUUAAUUAGAAAAUACAUUCUCAACAUGGCUACGGAUCAAGAAAAGAAUAAACAGAUUUUGUUAAAGCUGUUGGAGAGACCAGGGAACGGGAGCUGUGUGGAUUGCGGAGCUGCAGACCCGGAGUGGGCGUCCUACACCCUGGGUGUGUUUGUGUGUCAGAGCUGCUCGGGUCUCCAUAGAAACAUCUCCCAGAUCAGCAAAGUCAAGUCUGUCCUGCUGGACCCAUGGAGUGAUGCAGAGGUAGAGUUUAUGGCGUCCAACGGCAACGAUGCUGCUAAAGCCAAAUAUGAACAGAAGGUGCCUGUUUUCUACUACCGUCCCACACACACAGACUGCCAGCUCCUUCGGGAACAGUGGAUCAGAGCCAGAUACGAGAGGAAGGAGUUUGUGUGUGUGGAGAGACAGGAGCCUUACUCUGCAGGGUACCGAGAGGGGUUUCUAUGGAAACGGGGCCGAGAUAACGGACAGUUCCUGAGCCGAAAAUGUAUUCUGUCAGAGCGGGAUGGUGCUCUGAAGUACUUCAACAAGCAUGAUGCCAGAGAGCCCAAGGCUCUGAUGAAGAUCCACACCCUGAACGCCUCCUUCCAGCCUGGGAAGAUAGGCCAGCCCCACGGCCUGCAGGUCACCUAUCUGAAGGACAACAGCACUAGGAACAUCUUUGUCUACCACAAGGAUGGCAAGGAAAUGGUGGACUGGUUCAACGCCAUCAGAGCAGCCAGAUUUCACUACCUACAGGUCGCUUUCCCUGGGGCCCACCACGCUGAUUUGGUGCCAAAGCUAACACGAAACUACAUCAAGGAAGGCUACAUGGAGAAGACGGGUCCAAAGCACACAGAGGGCUUCAAGAAGAGAUGGUUCACUAUGGAUGACAGGAGACUCAUGUACUUCAAGGGUCCUCUGGAUGCCUAUGCGCGCGGUGAGGUGUUCAUUGGUAGUAAGGAGAACAGCUACACUGUGCUCCCCGGCCUUCCCCCAUCCACCCAGGGCUACCACUGGCAGUUUGGCAUCACCAUAGUAACGCCCGACAGGAAGUUCCUGUUUACGUGCGAGACCGAGGAGGAGCAGCAGGAUUGGAUGGCUGCCUUUCAGGGUUUGGUGAAUCGACCUAUGCUGCCCCAGGAAUAUGCAGUGGAGGCCAACUUUAAGCACAAGCCCUGAGAAGAGGAGGACAAUAAGGAAAAAGAGGGAGGCUGGACAUAUCCCCUGGAUGAAGACAGACAAAUAGGAUCCUUCUCCUCCUCAUAAGGAGAAAAAUAUAUAUACAGUUAAGGAUAAACCACACAGAGCAGUAAAAGAGGAGGGAGAGAGGACUACAGUGUGGUGUUACUGUCCUGUUGCCAUACUCCUCUACUCCGCCUUACCCCAAAUCCUGCCCAUAUAUAAGGAACAAAAAUAUAAACGCAACAGGCAACAAUUUCAACGAUUUUACAGAGAUCAUUAGUCAAUUGAAAUAAAUAAAUUAGGCCCUAAUCUAUGGAUUUCAUGACUGGGCAGGGGCGCAGCCAUGGGAGGCCUGGGAGGGCACAGGCCCACCCACUUGGGAGCCCAGCCAAUCAGAAUUUGUUUUUCCCCACAAAAGGGCUUUAUUACAGACAGAAAUACUCCUCCAUUUCAUCACCCGCAGGUGAAAAAGACGGAUGUGGAGGUCCUGGGCUGGCGUGGUUGUGAGGCUGGUUGGACAUACUGGCAAAUUCUCUAAAACAACGUUGGAGAUGGCUUAUGGUAGAGAAAUGAACAUUCAAUUCACUGGCAACAGCUCUGGUGGACGUUCCUGCAGUUAACAUGCCAAUUGCAUGGUCCCUUAAAACUUGAGACAUCUGUGCCAUUGUGUUGUGUGAGAAAAGUGCACAUUUUAGAUUGGCCUUUUAUUGUCCCCAGCACAAGGUGCCCCUGUGUAAUGAUCAUGCUGUUUAACCAUCUUCUUUAUAUCCCACACCUGUCAGGUGGAUGGAUUAUCUUGGCAAAGGAGAAAUGCUCACUAACAGGGAUGUUAGCAAAUGUGUGCACAAAAUUGGAGAGAAAUAAGCUUUCUGUUCAUAUGGAACAGUUCUGGGAUCUUUUAUUUCAGCUCAUGAAACAUGGGACCAUAUUGCAUUUAUAUUUUUGUUCAGUAUAGUUGGAAAGAGAGCCCAGAAUUAUGUUGACUGUAACGGUCCUGACCUGUUUUAUGUUGUUUUUGUAUGUGUUUAUGGUCAGGGCGUGUGUUUUGGGUGGGCAGUCUAUGUUUUCUGUUUCUAUGUUGGUUUUGGUUGCCUGGUAUGGCUCUUAAUUAGAGGCAGGUGUUUUGCGUUCUCCUCUAAUUAAGAGUCAUAUUUAGGUAGGGUGUUCUCACUGUUUGUUUGUGGGUGAUUGUCUUCCGUAUCUGUGUUAUGUCUUGCACCAUACGGGACUGUUCGGUUGUUCGUUUCGUUUCGAUGUAGUCUGUUCCUGUCCGUGAGUUUUACGUUUUAGUUUAGUAAGUUCAUGUUCAGGUUUUUUCGUCUACGUCGUUUUCUUGUUUUGUAAUUUUGAAAGUGUUUUGUUUUUCGUGUUGCCAUCGUCGUUAAUAAUAAAAAGAUGGCUUAUUUCCUGAAUGCUGCAUUUUGGUCUGAUGAUCCUUCUCUCCUCUCCUCGUCCGAGGAAGAGGAGAACGACAGCCCUUACAGAAUCACCCACCAAACGAGGACCAAGCGGCAAGGGAAUGCUCAACAGAGCAACAAGGACUCCUGGACUUGGGAGGAGAUCCUGGACGGUAGAGGACCUUGGGCUCAGCCAGGGGAAUAUCGCCGUCCCAAGGAGGAGUUGGAAGCAGCGAAGGCUGAGAGGCGCUGGUAUGAGGAGGCAGCGCGGCGACGCGGUUGGGAGCCCGUGAGUCAGACCCAAAAAUUUCUUGGGGGGGGGGGCACACGAGGAGUGUGGUAAAGCCGGGUAGGAUACCCGAGCCAACUCCCCGUGCUUACCGUGGAGGUAGAAGGCGUCGUACUGGUAAGACACCGUGUUAUGCGGUAAAGCGCACGGUGUCCCCAGUACGCGUGCUUAGCCCAGUGCGGGCUAUUCCACCUUGCCGCACUGGGAGGGCUAAGUUGGGCAUCGAGCUGGAUGUCAUGAAGCCGGCCCAACGCAUCUGGCCACCAGUGCGUCUCCUCGGGCCGGCAUACAUGGCACCAGCCUUACGAAUGGUGUCCCCGGUUUGCCAGUAUAGCCCAGUGCGGGCUAUUCCACCUCGCCGCACUGGCAGGGCUACGGGCACCAUUCAACCUGGUAAGGUUGGGCAGGCUCGGUGCUCAAGAGCACGUGUCCUCCUUCACGGUCCGGUAGACCCGGUGCCACCUCCAUGUAUCAGUCCUCCGGUGGCAGCCCCCCGUACCAGGCUGUCUCUCCGGGUUCUCUCUCCAGCUGUUUCCUCCUCUCCAGCGCAGCCAGUGCCUAUACCACGCACCAGGCUGUCUCUCCUUCUCCUUCCUACAGAGCCGUCCUGCUAUGACCUGCCAGAGCCGUCCUGCUAUGACCUGCCAGAGCCGUCCUGCUAUGACCUGCCAGAGCCGUCCAGCCGGGACCUGCCGGAGCCGUCCAGCCGGGACCUGCCGGAGCCGUCCAGCUGGGACCUGCCGGAGCCGUCCAGCCGGGACCUGCCGGAGUCCCUCAGCCGGGACCUGCCGGAGUCCCUCAGCCGGGACCUGCCGGAGUCCCUCAGCCGGGAUCUGCCAGAGUCCCUCAGCCGGGAUCUGCCCCUUGUCCCGGUGCUGCCCCUUGUCCCGGUGCUGCCCCUUGUCCCGGUGCUGCCCCUUGUCCCGGUGCUGCCCUUUGUCCCGGUGCUGCCCCUUAUCCCGGUGCUGCCCCUUAUCCCGGUGCUGCCCCUUGUCCCGGUGCUGCCCCUUGUCCCGGUGCUGCCCCUUGUCCCGGUGCUGCCCCUUGUCCCGGUGCUACCCCUUGUCCCGGUGCUACCCCUUGUCCCGGUGCUGCCCUUUCUCCCGGUGCUGCCCCUUCUCCCGGUGCUGGCCGUUCAUUUAGGGGAUGUUAGUUUUAGGGUGGUCAUUGGGAGGGGAAGACAGAAGCGGGGAGUGACUAUGGUGGUGUGGGGACAGCGUCCAGAGCCUGAGCCACCACCGUGGUCAACUGACCACCCAGACCCUCCCCUGGACUUUGUGCUGGUGCGCCCGGCGUUCGCACCUUGAGGGGGGGGUUCUGUAACGGUCCUGACCUGUUUUAUGUUUAUUUUGUAUGUGUUUAUGGUCAGGGCGUGUGUUUUGGGUGGGCAGUCUAUGUUUUCUGUUUCUAUGUUGGUUUUGGUUGCCUGGUAUGGCUCUUAAUUAGAGGCAGGUGUUUUGCGUUCUCCUCUAAUUAAGAGUCAUAUUUAGGUAGGGUGUUCUCACUGUUUGUUUGUGGGUGAUUGUCUUCCGUAUCUGUGUUAUGUCUUGCACCAUACGGGACUGUUCGGUUGUUCGUUUCGUUUCGAUGUAGUCUGUUCCUGUCCGUGAGUUUUACGUUUUAGUUUAGUAAGUUCAUGUUCAGGUUUUUUCGUCUACGUCGUUUUCUUGUUUUGUAAUUUUGAAAGUGUUUUGUUUUUCGUGUUGCCAUCGUCGUUAAUAAUAAAAAGAUGGCUUAUUUCCCGAAUGCUGCAUUUUGGUCUGAUGAUCCUUCUCUCCUCUCCUCGUCCGAGGAAGAGGAGAACGACAGCCCUUAGAUUGACCUCCUUAACUCAUAGGAAGUCCCACCAAGUUGACUACAUACCCUUUGUCACGUUCCUGACCUAUUUAUGUUAGUUUGUUAUGUGUGUUAGUUGGUCAGGACGUGAGGUUGGGUGGGCAUUCUAUGUUUUCUGUUUCUGUGUUGGUUUUGGGUUGCCUGGUAUGGCUCUUAAUUAGAAGCAGGUGUUUGGCGUUCCUCUAAUUAAGAGUCAUAUUUAGGUAGGCGUUGUCACAGUGUUCGUUGUGGGUGAUUGUCUUCCGUGUCUGUGUAAUUCGUGCGUUCUUCUUGUUUUGAUGUAAGUUCGUCGUAUAGGUCUGUCUACACCGUUUUGUUGUUUUGUUAGUUUAUACAAGUUCGUGUCUAUGUUAAACGUUUGUAGCCUGUGUGUGCACAUCGUUUAUUUAGGUUCACGAUCGUUUUCUUGUUUUGUUAAAUAAAUAUGUGUUCAAACUUCGCUGCGCCUUGGUUCCCUCAAUACUCCUCCUCUUCCGAAGAUGAAGAGGAGGAGGACCCCCGUUACAGAAUCACCCACCAAAUCUCCAGAACCAAGCAGCGGAGUAAAUGGAGUAAGGGACAGGAAAAGAAGGAGGAAUGGACUUGGGACGAUAUAUUGGACGGGAAAGGUUGCUACACAUGGGAGGAGAUCCUGGCUGGUAGGGAUCGCCUCCCAUGGGAACAGCUGGAGGCACUGAGGAGAGCAGAGGCUACCGGAGAGAGGAACCGGAGUUAUGAGGGGACGCGUCUUGCACGGAAGCCCAAAAAGCCCGUGAGUAACACCCAAAAAUUUCUUGGGGGGGGUGCUAAGAGGUAGUGGGCCUAGGGCAGGUAGGAGACCUGCGCCCACUUCCCAGGCUUACCGUGGAGAGCGGGAGUACGGGCAGGCGCCGUGUUACGCAGUAGAGCGCACGGUGUCUCCUGUACGAGUGCAUAGCCCAGUGCGGGUUAUUCCACCUCCCCGCACUGGUAGGGCUAGAUUGGGUAUUGAGCCAGGUGUCAUGAGGCCGGCUCAACGCGUCUGGUCUCCAGUGCGUCUCCUCGGGCCGGCAUACAUGGCACCUGCCUUACGCAUGGUUUCCCCGGUUCGCCUACAUAGGCCGGUGCGGGUUAUUCCACCUCCCCGCACUGGUUGGGCGACCGGGAGCAUUCAACCAGGUAAGGUUGGGCAGGCUCAAUGCUCAAGAGUGCCAGUACGCCUCCACGGUCCGGUAUUUCCAGCGCUACCUCCCCGCCCCAGCCUAGUACCUAAAGUGCCUACACUACGCACUAGGCUACCAGUGCGUCUCCUGAGCCCAGUUCCUCCUCCACGCACUCUCCCUGUAGUGCGUGUAUCCAGUUCGGUGCCUCCUGUUCCGGCACCACGCACCAGGUCUACAGUGCGCCUUAUCCGGCCAGAGCCAUCCGUCUCACCAGCGCCAUCUGAGCCAUCCGUCUCCCCAGCGCCAUCUGAGCCAUCCGUCUCCCCAGCGCCAUCUGAGCCAUCCGUCUCCCCAGCGCCGUCUGAGCCAUCCGCCAUGAGCCUGCAAAGCCGCCCGUCUGCCAUGAGCCUGCAAAGCCGCCCGUCUGCCAUGAGCCUACAGAGCCGUCCGCCAGACAGGAGCCGCUAGAGCCGCCCGCCAGACAGGAGCCGCUAGAGCCGCCCGUCAGACAGGAUCUGCCAGAGCCGCCAACCAGACAGGAUCUGCCAGAGCCGCCAACCAGACAGGAUCUGCCAGAGCCGCCAACCAGACAGGAUCUGCCAGAGCCGCCAACCAGACAGGAUCUGCCAGAGCCGCCAGCCAGCCAUGAGCGUCGAGAGCCGCCAGCCAGCCAUGAGCGUCGAGAGCCGUCAGCCUGCCAUGAGCGUCGAGAGCCGUCAGCCAGCCAUGAGCGUCGAGAGCCGUCAGCCUGCCAUGAGCGUCCAGAUUCGUCAGUCAGCCAGGAGCUGCCCUUCAGCCAGAAAUGGCUAUAUACCCAGAACUGCCCCUCAGUCCGGAGCUGUCUCUCUGUCCGGAGCUGCCUUUCAGUCCGGAGUUGCCCCUCUAUUAUGAUCUCCCUCUCUAUUUUGAUCUACCUCUUUAUUCUUAUCUAUCCCUCUGUCUUGAUUUAUUCCUCUGUCCCGGUGCUGUCCCUGUCAUGGAUGUUACAAAGAGGAUUUUGUGGGAUAUGGGUGGACAUUUUUAGGGGUAGAUGGAGGUUGGGAUUGACUAUGGUGGGGUGGGGACCUCGCCCGGAGCCUGAGCCACCACCGUGGUUAGAUGCCCACCCAGACCCUCCCCUAGACUUUGUGCUGGUGCGCCUGGAGUUCGCACCUUAUGGGGGGGGUUAUGUCACGUUCCUGACCUAUUUAUGUUAGUUUGUUAUGUGUGUUAGUUGGUCAGGACGUGAGGUUGGGUGGGCAUUCUAUGUUUUCUGUUUCUGUGUUGGUUUUGGGUUGCCUGGUAUGGCUCUUAAUUAGAGGCAGGUGUUUGGCGUUCCUCUAAUUAAGAGUCAUAUUUAGGUAGGCGUUGUCACAGUGUUCGUUGUGGGUGAUUGUCUUCCGUGUCUGUGUAAUUGUUUGCACCAUACGGGACUGUUACGGUUUGUUCGGUUUGUGUAGUCUAAUUGUCCUAUUCGUGCGUUCUUCUUGUUUUGAUGUAAGUUCGUCGUAUAGGUCUGUCUACACCGUUUUGUUGUUUUGUUAGUUUAUACAAGUUCGUGUCUAUGUUAAACGUUUGUAGCCUGUGUGUGCACAUCGUUUAUUUAGGUUCACGAUCGUUUUCUUAUUUUGUUAAAUAAAUAUGUGUUCAAACUUC
Salvelinus fontinalis (brook trout) is the source of this 7800-nucleotide messenger RNA. RefSeq names its product arf-GAP with dual PH domain-containing protein 1-like. The transcript is spliced from 11 exons. Gene Ontology annotation, cellular component: intracellular membrane-bounded organelle; plasma membrane. The coding region runs from base 386 to 1519 and encodes 377 amino acids. Gene Ontology annotation, molecular function: phosphatidylinositol bisphosphate binding; GTPase activator activity. Lineage: Eukaryota; Metazoa; Chordata; Actinopteri; Salmoniformes; Salmonidae. Gene Ontology annotation, biological process: positive regulation of GTPase activity. The record is from RefSeq and is a predicted model, not a curated record.